Molecule: messenger RNA, 2533 nt
Organism: Quercus robur (English oak)
Lineage: Eukaryota; Viridiplantae; Streptophyta; Magnoliopsida; Fagales; Fagaceae
Product: probable galacturonosyltransferase 6
Exons: 9
Coding region: 322-2202 (626 amino acids)
Molecular function (GO): polygalacturonate 4-alpha-galacturonosyltransferase activity
Source: RefSeq, a predicted model, not a curated record
AAACAGAAACUACCUUCCCCCCCUCAGAGUCCCGAACAUGGCUGAAGCUUCCUAUCUUUCUCUCUCUAAAACUCUCUCUCUCUAAAACUCAAAGCUUUAAAAAAAAAAAAAAAAAAAAAAAAAAAGAAGGAAUAAUAUCUGAAACGCUUGCUUUUUUUUUUUUUUUUUGUGUGUGUUGGUAUUGAUCUUUGGUUAUGUGUUGCUUAUGAUUGAAGCAUUGAAUCGAGUGUGAUCUGAAAGCGUGCGUGAAAUGUGCGUUCCGAGAAGGAUUGGAAACCCUAGAAGACUUAGAGAGAGUUUCUUCGUCUACGCCUCUCAUCGAUGAAGCACUUUCGUCGAUGCGUGAGGAGUUUCCUCCUCCUUCUGCUCUGUGUUUCCGUCUUAAUUCCAAUCAUUUUCGUCACCAUCAAGCUCAAGCACCUAUCUCCCAUCGGACAGAAAGAAUUUGUUGAGGAUUUAUCUGCUAUUAAAUAUAGGACUGAUGCUGCUUUGAGACAUAAUGCGAUCAAGCAGGAAGCUCGCGAAGACUUGAAAGGGCCGAAACAAGUUAUUUAUGAAGAUAGGGUAGUUAAUUAUAGUGCUAAUGAGGAUAGCGAGACUGAGGAAUCUGAAAAUGACGGAGACAUCACUGACCUUUUGGAGAGAAAUGAAACUAAUCAUGAAAGAGAAGAAGCUCAGCAGUUUCACCAAAGAGAAAUAUCAUCAAUGGCUGGGGAGAAGGAGCAAUCUCAUCAAACAACAGUUGAACGUGAUCAUAAUGCACACUCUCAGUAUAGGAGAAUGAUUGAUAAGAAGAUUAAAGAGGUGAAAGAUGGGCAUUCUAAUCAAACAAGAGUCUGGCCUGAUCAUAGUUUACGCUCCCAAUCGUAUAAAGUGACAGACGUGAAUAUUACAAAGAUGAAAGAUCUAAUGAUUAGAGCCAAAGUAUACUUGAACUUUGCACCACCAGACAGCAAGUCCCGUUUAGUGAAAGAUUUGAAACAGCGGAUCAGAGAGGUGGGACGAGCACUUAGUCAAGCCACCAAGGAUUCACGUUUGUCUGAAAGUUCUGUGCAGAAACUGGAAAAGAUGGAGGCUACAUUGUCUAAAGCUAGCCUUGUCUACCCAGACUGUUCUGCUAUGGUCAGUAAGCUUCGAGCUAUGACACAAAAUACUGAAGAGCUUGUACGGGCACAGAAAAAUCAAGCAACAUAUCUUGUUCGCCUUGCCGGAAGGACCACUCCCAAGGGCCUUCACUGCCUUUCUAUGCAGCUGACUGCUGAAUACUUCGCCCUGCAGCCUGAGGAGAGACAGCUCCCUAACCAACAAAAGUUGCAAGAUGCAGAGCUGUAUCAUUAUGCUGUCUUCUCUGACAAUGUUCUGGCUUGUGCAGUUGUUGUGAACUCCACCAUCUCUGCUGCCAUGGAGUCAGAGAAAAUUGUUUUUCAUGUGGUCGCUGAUUCUCUUAAUUUUCCAGCAAUCUCAAUGUGGUUCUUAUUGAAUCCCCCUGGCAAAGCCACCAUCCAGAUCCAGAGCAUAGACGAUUUUGAAUGGUUGUCCACAAAGUAUAAUAUAACAUUGAAGAAGCAAAGUUCCAGUGACCCAAGAUAUGGCUCUGAACUGAACCACCUUCGUUUCUAUCUGCCAGAUGUCUUUCCCGCGCUGGAUAAGAUUGUGCUUUUAGACCAUGAUGUGGUGGUGCAAGGGGAUCUAACAGAGCUAUGGAGUGUUAAUAUGAAGGGGAAAGUAAAUGGUGCAGUUGAGACUUGUAAUGAAAGUGAAGCCUUGUUGCGUCGGAUGGAUAUGCUCAUCAACUUCUCAGACCCUCUUGUUGCAAAGAGUUUCAAUGUCAAUGCAUGUACUUGGGCAUUUGGGAUGAAUUUGUUUGAUCUACAAGAGUGGAGACGAAAAAAUUUAAAUUCUGUCUACCAUAAGUACUUGCAAUUGGGUAAUGAGAGGUCAUUGUGGCAGGCUGGGAGUCUGCCCUUAGGUUGGAUUACCUUCUAUAACCAGACAAUGGCUUUGGACAGGCGAUGGCAUGUCCUAGGGCUUGGUUAUGACUCAGCUGUUAGACGAGCUGACAUUGAACAGGCAGCAGUGAUACACUACGAUGGAGUUACGAAGCCAUGGUUGGAUAUUGCAAUUCGGAGGUACAAGGGCUAUUGGACCAAAUAUGUCAAGUAUGACCACCCUUACUUGCAACAGUGCAAUAUCCAAGAGUAGGGGAAAUAAUGCUCGACUCAGUGGUAUAAACUGACAGAUGCAGAUGCCACCCAAUUGCUUCUUGUUCUUGGAUCUGCAUGUGUUCACUUGAUUCUUUCUCUUUAGCGAUUCUUCAUGUAAAGUCCAACUCAUUUUUUGCCAAAAUUUGCCGGCCGCAAGCUUCUAGGAGUUUUUUGAGUCAAUUUAUAGCAAUAUUCUGAAGUGAAAUAAGAGUCCCUGGGGGAUUUUGUAAUGGUGGUUAGUUCUUGCAUGUACAUAACUCAAUUGAGAUACUUCACUUGAUUUCAAACACCUUACACUUCCAAAUUCCAAUAGACACUUACUUUGCUCC